Acanthochromis polyacanthus (spiny chromis) is the source of this 2818-nucleotide messenger RNA. It is a transcript of the gene rassf9, whose product is annotated as Ras association domain family member 9. Gene Ontology annotation, biological process: signal transduction. The transcript has 2 exons. The record is from RefSeq and is a predicted model, not a curated record. Bases 107 to 1420 code for a protein of 437 amino acids. NCBI's taxonomy places the organism in Eukaryota, Metazoa, Chordata, Actinopteri, Pomacentridae.
UCAACUUUUUUUUUUUUGAAACAUUUCACAGAGUGUCCGGCGUCCUGCCAUGCUGGGACUGUAACGCAUUUCGGAUCGCUGCUCUGUCUUCUUGCGUUCCCGCGUCAUGGCUCCGUUUGGGAAAAACUUCCUGAAAGCUCGACUGAAAAACAGGACAAAAGAUACAGAGCCUGUGGUUGGAAAGGAGAUUCAAGUUACUGUCUGCAAUGAAGAGAAGGUUGUCUGUGGAGUUACAAAGCACACGACAUGUGCAGAUAUGAUUCAAGCUUUGCUGGAGGACCACAAGUCAGUCCCAGAGAGCAAGCGACUCCUGCAUGGGGAACCCAAAGACUUCUGUCUCGUCGAGAGGUGGAAGGGCUUUGAGAGAGCUUUGCCUCCUCUCACCAGAAUCCUAAGGCUCUGGUAUGCUUGGGGUGACCAGAGACCCUUCAUCCAGUUUAUUCUGGUCAAAACCAGUGACUUUGUGCCUCAGCCUGCUAAGAAGGUUGUGAAGCCCAAAGGGGCCAAGCCGAAGCGAUGGGAGCACGGGCGUCCUCAAUAUCCCCAGUCUAUGCCAGUUGAGAAACAAAAGCGCAUGGUGAAGAAAGCUUUUCGCAAGCUGGAGAAACUUCACAAAGAGAGCAGGAGCUCCCCGGGAGCUGAGGAGAUCGACCGGAUGGUGCAGCUUAUUCUCAACCAGGACCACACAAUCAGGGAGCAGAUCCAGCGGAUGAGGGACCUGGAUUUGGAGAUCGAGGAGUUUGAGGUCCAAGUGCAGCAGGAAGCUGAGUCUGAGAGUUCACUGGAUCAGGCCUGCGGUCCAAAUUUGGAGGCGCACAGUGAAGAGCAGCUUAACGAGUACCUGUAUACCAGCGAUGGGGUGGAACAGCUGGAGCUACAAGUUCAGAGGCACCAGGAGCUCAUUUUACAGCUGUCCCUUGAUAUUGACGCUGAGCUGAGGAGGGCCAACUUCUCUCUGAACCAGGAUGAGGACAGGGAGCAGGAAGGAGCCACAGCGGCUUCCUGGAUCCCCUCUGACACAGACGAAUCUUUCUACACUGCUGAACUCGGGAGGCUGCAGGAUGAACUGAAACACAGCCUCUUCACCGGCGUGUCCCUUCACAACCAAGCUGCAGACAUUGACAAGCAGCUGAAGUACUUUGAUAGUACGCUGGUUUCCAAGGACCAGGAGUGCUGGCAGCUCGCUGCCCAGCUGAACUCACUGCAAAUUGUGGACAGUGUAGAGGAGAAGAAGCCUGUACCGGUGCCUCUGAAAUGUGAGACUCAAUGCAGCGUCUCCCAGACAGUGAAACUCAAACACAGCCUGUCCCCUCUAGACGUUACAGACACAGACUCAGACACUGGGAUUAGCUCCACACACAGUCAGGACUCUUUGUCACCAUGUCUUGACUUCCCUCCCCCACUGGACACAGACGUUUGAGGAGCCUGUCUGACCCUGCAAUUUGAUGUUCUAUAGGCACCAGCCUCAGUUUGUGGCUGUCAUAUGUUGUCAUUAGAUCUUAGUCAUAACAGUCUGAAAGACAACAGACAUUGUAAAGCAGCUUGGACUAUAAAUGCUGGUGCUCUGUUUCACUUUAUAUGCUUAACCCUACACAAGCAAACAUUGCAUUCAGUUAAACCCAGUCGGUCAUUUCACUGGAAAUGGAACACUGAGUUUAUUGACAGAAAAUUUAUCAGAAAUUAUUUUAAUAGUAACUAUUAAGGCUUUUUAAUGGCACAUUUUGUUUGGUUUCAGUUUCUAAGGGAUCUUGCUGCUUUUUCAUCACAAUGGGUCAACAGAAAAAAAAAGCUAUUUCAGAAUGGUCUGGGUUCCGAGCAGUUAAAAUGGCUGGAUUUGAAUACUAUGGCAUUUUAUAUAUAUAUUAAAAAAAAAGACUUUUUAUUUUUGCAAAGAUGGUAGCUAGAGGUAAAAUGUCUCCUUGCUUAUUUAGAAUAAUGUUUUCAUCAAAAAUAUUUAUUUUUUGUGUGUUCCUCUUGAUGUGAUCCAUCAUUUUUGAAUAAGAACAUUAGUCACAUCAUGGAGAAGAAGUUUAAAAUAAUUAGUUGUUCGUUUUUGGUUUAUUGUUUGUUUGUUUUAUCUGAUGAACAGAAAAUUGUUUGGAUGAGAUAUUGUCACCAUCAACUCCAAGUGUUGUUAAAUUACCAUUUUGAUUUGUGAGAUUCCUAUAUUUCAGUGAAAAAUGAAACCGUACAUACAAGACAUGAACUGGAGCGACAUCCAAAAGUCCAUUUCUGUUUAUAACGGCCAGGUUUCCCUUUUUAAGUUUUAUUUCAAUAAACACGUAAAGACUGUUCCUUGUGCUGCACCAGGCUUAGUACCUUUUUUUUUAAAGUAUUACAUUUUUGUCACAGUCUCAUUAGAUGGAGGUGAAUGUAUGUUCUCGGCCCUUCCUCAAGUUCUUAAGCUAUUUAUGAAGCUGCACUUUUUUGUACACUUGUCAGUCUGUUAACAUUGUUUUAUAUUAAAACAAAUAGCUAAAUGGUUUGUAGAAUAACAUAUGUAUAUACAUUAAACAUUCCUCUUGACUAUGCUGUAAAUACAUAUGUUGGUUUAAGGAUUGUAAAUAAUUCGUAUGACACAAGCACAAUUUGAUUUUUAAAAAAUUCGGAAAAGCUGUUUAUCAUGCAAUUCUAUUUAAUAGAUAUCAUUUAAAUAACAUGCAUCAGCCACUUACUGAAUUAAACACCGCAUUCACUACCUAAAAUAAAUUACAAUAAAUGUACUAUGUGUGUUAACCUCUUGGAGCACAAGCUCUAAUUAAGUAAAAUGUGCAUUUUAACUUUCAUAAUAAAGAAUAAUUCUGUAAAUGCCUGAAAA